UCGCGCACAGCCGCGCGCCGUCGUGGUCGUCUUCUCACUCGCUGGCGACGGUCGGAGCGGUGCGACUGUGACGUCAGCGAGGCGCGUACCAGGCGCGUGACGCGCCGUCCGAGGCAGGCGGCUCGUGAGCAGUGGUGCCCGGCUGGCCGCUCGUGCGGCCCGUCGGUUGAAUUGGCAAGGAAUCGAAAGUGUGCAGGGCUCACUGCGCCGCAGCAGCCGACACCCGUGUUAGCGCCACCGCCAGUCUGUGCGCAUCGGCUGGGUUUGACUUGGCAGUGGGCUUGCCGAGUGCGAGGCGGCCGUAUCGCACGACCUGACUUGAGAGUGGUUCACUACGCCCGGAGAUCAGUGUUGUGCAGGCCGCCGGAUUUAAAGGCUUGCUCCGACAGAGACAAAACUCAGUGAUCACUUUCAACAGGUUCGUCAAGAUGUCCAAGGAGUCUGAGGACCCACUGCUCCAGCAGAUCGGCAGCAUUGGCAAGUGGCAGGUCGUCACCUUCUUCGUACUAUCACUUUUCUGCGUGCCGGUGGCCUGGCAGCUGCUGGUGGUAGUGUUUCACGCCCCUCCUAACGUUGACCACUGGUGCAAGCGGCCCGCCGCCUUUUCCAACUGGACCGUCGAGCAAUGGAGACAGUACAGCACGCCGCGGGUCGCCGACUCUUCCGGCUUCCAGCAGUGGGACAAGUGUCAUGUGUACGCUCUCAACUACUCGACGGCGCCGCCGGACCCGAACAGCCUGCCGCCUCGGAGCACCAACUCCACCCUGCCCUGCCCGAAGCUCUAUCGGAUCGACGGCCGCUGGGAGUUUGACCACAGCUUCUACGAAUGGACCAUUCAAGAACACUUCAGCCUGGUAUGCGACUACAGCUACCUUCUGGGACCCAUCAAGGCAUCCUACAUGGCGGGCAUCCUGGUCGGAGUGUUCUUCGGAGGCAUGGCGUCCGACAGGUUCGGACGCCGUCCCACCAUUCUGGCGGUGCUGGUCGUGCUGUUCGUGCUGGCUCUGGUCGUCUCUAUUUCCGGCUCCGUCAUGGUGUACAUAGUGCUGCGCUUCCUGCUGGCCCUGACUGUGGUGGCCGAAUACACGGCCAUCUUCGUGUUCAGCAUGGAGAUGAUAGGUGGCAAGUGGCGAAUCAUCAUGGGCAUGCUGUUUCAACUGCCCUUCUCCUUCGGCUUCAUGAGUCUGGCUGGCAUCGCCUUUGCCGUCACCGACUGGCAGCACCUUCAGCUGGCCAUCAGCGUGCCGGUGGUGGUGUUCUUCGUGUACUACUGGGCGGUCCCCGAAUCACCACGAUGGCUCCUGGCAUCGGGAAAAGUGGAGCGAGCAUCCGCGCUAGUAGAGUCGAUAUGCGAGAUCAACAACAGGGAAUUUGACCCGGAUGUGCAGCUGGUCCCGCCGCACGAAGAUCGCCGUCACGUCAGCGUCUGGGAGCUGCUGCGCGUGCCCACCGUGCGCUACCGCACGCUCAACAUGUGGUUCAACUGGUUCGCCAACGUGUUCGUCUACUACGGCCUGCUGUUCGCGUUUGUCGGCGUGGGUGAUGAUAUCUACCUGAACACGCUGAUCGGAGGCGCCGUGGAGAUCCCGGCAUACUUAUUCAGCAUCGCCAUCUGCCUGCUACUGGGCAGGCGGUGGCCAAUCGCCAUCAUGAUGGUUCUCACCGGCGCCUUCCUUCUGGCGACCAUAGGAAUCCGGCCAGGCGCAUACCAUCGGGACUGGCCAGUGCUGGUGCUGACGAUGCUCGCCCGGUUCUGCAUCACCUCGUCAUUCGGCAUCGUGUACGUGUACGCGGCCGAGGUGUUCCCCACGGUGCUGCGGAACACAGGAGUCAGCUCCAGCUCCACCUGCGGCCGGAUCGGCGCCAUCAUCGCCCCCUUUGUUGCUGGCUCGGUGACAUACUACAUACAUCUACCGGCCAUUGUUUUGGGCGUGGUCUCCAUCAUCGCUGGCCUGUUAAUCCUGCUAAUGCCGGAGACCAGGGGCACCAAGUUGCCAGACACCCUGACCGAGGCUGAGUACCUGGGCAGCGACGUCGAAUUCAGAAAGAAGCCCCCCGGCCGCCUCUACCCGGUCAUCCCCAGCAUCUCGACCACAGUGGUGGAGCCAGAGAACAACAGGUCUCCAAGUCAUCAGGACAACGAAGGCUUCGAAGACUACUCGGAACCCAACAGCGACGACAAGGCCGUCAGUGAUCAGCCGUUGUGAGCUUUCGUUGUGAAUCAGCGAACAGGCUACCACGCUCCGUCGGUGAGCGAGGUAGUGGCCUUUUGUCCGUCGUCAGUGGACAUUGGUCCGUCGUCAUUGGCCAUUGGCCCGCCGUCACGUCCCAUUGAUCCGUUGUCAGUGACCAUUGGUCCGUCGUCAGGGGCCAUUUGUCCGUCGCUAGUGGCCAUUGGUCUGUCGUCAUUGGCCACUGGCCCGCCGUCGCUUCUCAUUGGUCCGUUGUCAGUGGCCAUUGUUGACUUCCAGUGCCGCUUCAUACGUCACCAUGGCGUUUAACCCUUGCGCUGUCGGUGGUCCGCGCAAAUUUUGCCUUCAUGUGGGGAGGGGGGAUAAGUUCAGCCUCUCCCUGGUACCUUGCAAUUAGGAAUGACUUAAGACGAACAAAACGUCAUUGAAUAGUCAUGUCACGCUUUAAAAUAUUUAAGAAAUGUCAGUUUGCUGUCUGAGGUCAGUGUCAAUAUCACAUCAAAUCGGCUGACAUUAUCCGUUAUAUGGGGUACCCAACAAGUUGAGCCUCUUGAGCUCAUAUCUUAGAUUUAUCCGUCUGAUAUGCAUUGAGGACUGCGUGCUCCACGCGCGGCACACGAUUUGAUGAACCGAGGAUGCUGAAUGCAGGUAAAAAUACGGCGUCGAGGUCAUCUGUCGUUUCCUUUGAGCGGGAAGUGUCUUAUCAAACGUAAUGUUUCUUUGGCCGGCUGCAGCCGUGCGCGAUGUCAGAACAGAUUUAAAGAAAUCCUCAGUUUUAUCUUCCAUUUUAGAAUCAGUUAAUGUCGUUGAUCCAUGUUUGUCUUUCUGCGGUACCCGGAGGUUAUAGUACCCGGACUUGGUAUAAAUGUAUUUAUGAUCAAAGGAAUGCAUCAAAGUGCAAUUUAGAUUGACGUAAAAUCCGACGGAAAAGAAACAUAAUCCAUAGAUCAGGUAUAAAGGGAAUCAUGCAAGGAACUCACUCCGAUGCCUCAUCACCAGGCAUUCCCGAACAGGAAAUAGGAGAUCCUUCUCCCCGCUCCCCACCCCCACGAGUGCGAGGGCUAAGCCACCAUUUUCUACCUACCGCAAAGUUCGAGAAGUGGGCCAGCUUCGCAGCCCGUGGCACCACGAACGCUGUAUGUGCGGCGUUGGGGAUCCGAGAAACGAUUAACCGGAGCCAUACUGUGACCAACUGAGCGCUGAGGACCAUCCCCGCACAGCUCCACAUGCCUGGCACGCGCCAUGCGGCCCGGCUGGGCGGCGGCCUGAACACCGGCGUGUCUAGCGUAAGCGGCAGUGCAUGACUCCGCUGGGGCAGAUCCGUGCUAACAGUGGGCUGGUUGGCGAAACAUAGUGUAUUGUGACUUGAGCUUAUGCGGUUGAUUGUCGUGAAAUGGAACUCCGAUUACAGCUUAGAUCGGCCGCAUCGUCUUGGGGCGUCCAAGCAGGCUAUGAGAGUCGACACUAAGGUGAUAUGGUAACAUUGCGAAGAACGUAUGUGCAUCCAGUAGAUGCUUGCAUUCUAUGCUUUUUCGAUGCGUUUAAGUGUCGUGCUAUUUUCCGAUGCUGUUUGAUUUAAUAAAACUGACCAAAUACG
Pollicipes pollicipes is the source of this 3789-nucleotide messenger RNA. Its product is annotated as organic cation transporter protein. Gene Ontology annotation, molecular function: transmembrane transporter activity. Gene Ontology annotation, biological process: transmembrane transport. The record is from RefSeq and is a predicted model, not a curated record. NCBI's taxonomy places the organism in Eukaryota, Metazoa, Arthropoda, Thecostraca, Pollicipedomorpha, Pollicipedidae. Bases 429 to 2207 code for a protein of 592 amino acids. Gene Ontology annotation, cellular component: membrane. The transcript has 12 exons.